AUGCGUUGGAGUUGCUUCAAGCCAUGGCGUCGCUCGCCAUCUGCGUCGGUUAAAUCCACCGUCGUCGAAGAAAUGGGUAAAUUAUCUAGUUUAUCCCCUGACCAUGAUCAAGAACCUGGUAAGAAGCCGUUUUCGUCUGCAGAUAAUAACAACAACAAAGACCGCGAGGGAAGCUCUUCUCCGAGAUUCCGUGAAUUCACUUUGGAAGAGUUGAGUGUCGCUACUGAAGGAUUCUCCGCCAGCAACAUCGUGUCGGAACACAACGAGAAGGUUCCUAACAUCGUCUACGAAGGGACGCUUAACGAUGGGAAAAAGAUCGCCAUAAAACGGUUUCAGAAACUUUCAUGGCCUGACGCUUCCGAGUUCAUCGAAGAAGCACAAGCAGUGGGAAAGUGUAGGAGUCAGUAUAUGGUCAGUUUGGUCGGUUGUUGCUCAGAGGGUCAAGAGAGGCUUCUCGUUGCUGAGUUCAUGCCCAAUGGAACGCUUGCAAAGCAUCUCUUCCACUGGGAGAAACGACCAAUGAAAUGGGAUAUGAGGUUGAAGGUUGCGGUACAUACAGCGAAAGCCUUGGAGUAUUGUAAUGAUAUGGGAAUAGAUUUGUACCAUGAUCUUAACACCUACAGAAUCUUAUUCGAUAAGGCUGGUAACCCUAGGCUGUCUUGUUUCGGUCUCAUGAAGUGUAUCAGAGAGGGUAAGAGUUACAGCACGAACUUGGCAUUUGCUCCUCCUGAAUAUUUGCGUCAAGGUAUUGUGAUACCGGAGAGUAGCCUAUUCAGCUUUGGGACCUUGUUACUGGAUCUUAUGAGUGGCAAACAUAUUCCACCAAAUCAUGCACUUGAUCUCUUCCGUGGCAAAAACUAUUUGGUGCUAAUGGAUUCUGCUCUAGAUGGUCAGCUAUCUGAUGACGAUAGGACAGAACUAAUCCACCUAGCAUCUCGCUGUUUGAAGACUGAACCAGAAGGGAGACCAAGCUUAAAGCUUCUUUUGUCGGCUCUUUCAGGACUUAAGACUGUCAAAGGAGAAAACACCCCUGCUCCAUCAUACAAUAAAACUUCAACAAAGCAGCCAUCGCGCUUGACCCCAUUAGGAGAAGCAUGCUCGAGAAUGGAUCUAGGUGGCAUACACGAACUGCUAGAGAAACUUGGAUAUGGAGAGGAUGAUGUUGCAGUCACAAAUGAGUUCUCAUUCCAAAUGUGGACGGGUGAUAUGCAAGAGAAUGCUGAUUACAAAAAGCAUGGAGAUGCAGCAUUUCGUGCUAAAGAUUUUGAAACCGCUAUUGAAUUCUACACAGAGUUCAUGAGUGGAGCACCAGCGGUAUCACCAACAGUGUUAACCAGACGGUGUCUAUGUUACCUAAUGAGUGAUAUGUUCAGUGAGGCUCUAAGUGAUGCGAUGCAAGCUCAGGUUGUGUCGCCAGAGUGUUCAACCCCUCUCUACUUACAAGCGGCUUGUCUCUUAAAGCUUGGGAUGGAAGCUGAAGCUAAAGAAGCACUUCAACAUGGCUCGGCUCUCGAAGCUUUUUAG
Eruca vesicaria subsp. sativa (arugula) is the source of this 1524-nucleotide messenger RNA. The record is from the annotation of a GenBank genome assembly. Lineage: Eukaryota; Viridiplantae; Streptophyta; Magnoliopsida; Brassicales; Brassicaceae.